GCAUGUGUGUGUGGUGUGACCAGUGUGAUAUGUGACACCUUCCACAAAAUCCGAGUCGCAGUUCUAUGGAUACUUUACCCUAUGCCAUGCUCCUUAUCAGCGCCCGCAACGUUUUCGUAUUUACUUUCAAUUUGUUUUGAUAUGCGCAGUUUACAGCAACAAUUUUAAAUAAGUUUGAUUAAUAACUUAAAGAAUCUGUGAUAUUUGCGAUAGGCAGUUUAUCUGCUGCCAAAUUUUGACCGUGUAAACAUUUUUUUGCCUUGAUUGUUUUCGUCAAUGCCAUCCUUUAAACCAGCUAUGCUCGGCCAGUGACGUGCUUGUCACUGAUUAUAUGUAUCAUGAGUGGCGACUAUAUUCCUCUUGACAGCAAUGUGGUUGGUCAGUUCAUCACCUGUUCAAAUGAGAAAGAUGGUUUGCUGUAUAUUAAUGGUUGGAAGAAAAGUAAAGUUAAAGCUGCGUUCUUCAGCUUAUUCUCAAUCCUCUCGCUUGGAACGUUGUAUUUGUUGUGUCGAUGGUUCCCGAAGUUAAAUGCACUCCUCCAGUAUACUCAGUGCUCUCUUGCCACGGCUGAUUAUGUUUUGAUGAAAGACACGGACGGAUAUUAUGGAUUGAUUCCAGUAAAGCACUGUGCUAUCCGAGAAGGAGACGCUCUCAUUCAGCACCGCUUCUUUGUCUAUAAGUUAAUCAGGUUUGUUUGGAACAACUCAAGCAAUGAAUUUGAGCAGCUUCAUGGAUUGGACAAUGGUGUUAAUACACUUGGUGACAUGUUAUAUAUGAGCAGCAAACGACAUGAUACUUAUCAUCAUAAGCAAAUGUUACAAUUAUAUGGUGAAAAUUUAGUGGAAGUAAAAGUAGACUCAUACAUAAAGCUGUUUUUUGACGAAAUUCUGCACCCAUUUUAUGUUUUCCAAAUUAUCAGUGUUGUUGUGUGGAGCAUGGAUGAGUACAGUUCGUAUGCUGCGUGUGUCUUUAUUAUGUCAACUGUUUCUAUUGUGGUCUCCAUUUACGAGACACGUCAGCAAAAGGUAAUGCUGAGAGACCUUACUGCAGCAUCUAAUGUUCGACAAGUGAAAGUGUUGUGUGACCAAGAGUACCAAGAGGUGGAUUCGCGAGAUUUGAUUCCUGGAGAUAUAAUAGAGAUCCCAGCUCAUGGAUGUGUUAUGACUUGUGAUGCGGUGUUAUUAACUGGAACAUGCAUCGUUAACGAAUGCAUGUUAACGGGCGAGUCUCUUCCCACAACUAAAUCUCCACCUGUCUCAACCAAUGAAAUAUAUGAUGUCAACGUGCAUGGCCGGCAUACACUAUACUGCGGGACUCAGGUCAUUCAAACUCGGUUCUACCACCACGAUAAGGUAUUGGCACUAGUUGUAAGGACUGGCAGUCUCUCCGCAAAAGGUCAGCUCGUCAGGUCCAUUCUCUACCCAAAAGAGGUCUACUUCAAAUUCUACCGAGACUCAUUCAAGUUUCUAUCUUUCCUUGGAUUUGUGGCUGGCCUUGGAAUGAUCUACUGUAUUUAUUUAUACCAUAACCGCGGUGCUAGUCUGAGAGAAAUUAUUUUAAGAAGUCUAGAUAUCAUCACAAUUGUUGUACCGCCGGCCUUGCCAGCUGCUCUUACGGCAGGAAUUGUUUCUUCGCAAGGACGGUUAAAAGCUUUAGGCAUCUUCUGCACCUCAACUUCUAGAAUCAACAUGAGUGGCAAAGUCAAAGUUGUCUGUUUUGAUAAGACUGGAACGCUGACAGAUGAAGGAUUCACAGUGCAUGGUGUCCUCCCAGCGAAUCUAGACUCCAGUGAAAUAAGUGAAAAUGACCUCGUGAAAGAUGCCACAACUUUGCCAACCAAAUCACCCGUCCUUGCAACCAUGGGCUCAUGCCAUUCACUGACGUAUAUUGACAAAAAACUCUGUGGUGAUCCUGUUGAUCUUUGCUUAUUCAAUGCAACCAAAUGGGAAUUGGAAGAGUCAGGAAAAGAUACUUACAAGUUUGAUCUUUUGAUGAUCCCAGUUGUGAAACCAGCAACUACAAAAACGGAUGAAGAAAUUAUUGAGGAGAUGAUUCAAAAUCCAGAAAUGGUGAUGGAAACUCCAUAUGAAAUCGGUCUACUGUACCAAUUCCCGUUCAGUUCAAGAACCCGCACCAUGUCUGUGAUAGGAAAAGUUCUCGGCAAACGAAACAUGACUUUAUAUACCAAAGGAGCCCCAGAAAAGAUUAAAGCUCUUUGUACAAAAGACUCAAUUCCGUCUAAUUUAGACGCUGUUUUGCAUCGCUACACAUCAGCUGGCUUCCGAGUUAUUGCGUUGGCAUACAAAGAACUACCAAGGAAAUUAACUUGGGCACAUGCAAUGAGAAUGAACAAACAUGAGAUGGAGGUGGAUCUUGAUUUUCUAGGAUUAGUUAUCCUGCACAAUACGCUAAAACCGCAGACAAUCCCUAUCAUUAAGCAGCUUCAGAAAGCAAAUAUCAAGUGUAUUAUGGCUACUGGUGACAAUAUUUUGACAGCAAUCAGUGUGAGCCGAGAUUCAGACCUUAUUCAUCCAGACCAAGAAAUAGCUGUUGUGAUUGCUCAUGGACCCUCAGAGGAUGUGCCUCCUACGAUCACUUUUGAGGCUGCUUCAACCGGUGAAAAAUUUAAAAUGGUGGGCUCACAUGUAAAAUUUGCCAUUGAUGGUAAUAAUUGGGCGAUGGUUAAAACAUAUUUUACGCACCUGCUACCACUAAUCGUCACAAAAGGAGUCGUUUUUGCAAGGAUGUCUCCAGAUCAGAAGACACAGUUAAUAGAGUUGUUGCAAGAUUUGGGCUACAUCGUUGCCAUGGUUGGAGAUGGUGCCAAUGAUUGCGGUGCUUUGAAAGCUGCUCAUGUAGGUGUAUCUUUGUCAAGUGCGGAAGCUUCUAUUGCUGCACCUUUCACUUCAAAGGUUGCUGAUAUCUCUUGUGUGUCUCAAAUAAUCAGAGAAGGCCGAUGUGCCUUGGUCACCAGUUUUGGUUUAUUCAAGUAUAUGGCUAGUUACAGUAUUAUUCAAUUUGUCUCCGUCUUAAUCCUUUAUCAUUAUGGCCUAAUGAUGGGUGAUCUACAGUUCCUGUACGUGGACCUAGUUGUGACAAGUUUAUUCGCCCUAGCAAUGGGCUACACCAAGCCAGCAGAAUCGCUGUCCCCGCAGCGACCGAUUAUCAAUCUGUUCUCCGCCGCAAAUAUCAUUCCAUUGAUACUGCAGUUCAUUCUUGUUUUUGUAGUGCAAAUAUCGUCUGUUUUAUGGCUCCAGCGCCAACCUUGGUAUGCGCCUGUAUCCCCUGCGGAAAAAGAUGAUGACGUUAUUCUCUGUUGGGAAGACACUGUAAUAUUUUGUGUCAGUUGUUACCAGUAUUUUAUCCUCGCCACAAUUUACUCCAAAGGACCUCCGCAUCGGGUCUCUUUCUUCAAAAACACAUUUUUGGUGAUUGUUGUGGUUUCUAUGACAUCAUUCACUGCUUUCUUCACUGUUGCUCCAUCUAAAUUCAUUGCCAAUCAGUUUGAGUUGAUGCCUUGGUCUCCGUCUGAUCCGGAAGCCAAGAAACUUUUCCGGCUCUCGCUACUUCUUUUCCCAAUUUGCAAUUUCCUGUUGUCUUACUUAAUAGAGAAUGUAAUCGCUCAUACACCAAUCGUGAAAAAAGUGUUCAAAUUGAUAACAUGCAGUCAAGGUUACAUCAAAAAUCCCUACAAGCAAUUUGAGAACUCCCAUGGUGAACUAGAUCAGUAUUUGUGAUCUCUGGUGCCUUCAAGUACAUUUUUCCUGGGUAAUUUGUUAAUUUUAAGGUUGAGGUAGGUAAGUUAAGUUUUUCUUUCAACCUCCUAACAUAAUUGUUCAAUUGUAAUUGAUUCGAAAAAUGAAUGUCAGAGAUGGCCGCACAGUAAGUCAUUAAAGGUUUGGGACUAAAGGUUUUUGACGGAUAAUUUGUGAUAUACUCGUAUGUAUAUGUAUUGUGAUCAGAUAUUUGAUUUAUUUUUUAUAAAUUGUUGUACCUUUCUAGACUGACGAUUAUCUGCCAUAUUUCAUUGACUGAAUAGGUCUCAUAUUGAAUCUUAUUAUGCGUCUAUUUUUUUGAAACUAUACAUAUAUACAGCAAGAAAAUUUUCAUUUUUAGUAAACCAUGAGUCUGAUUCGGUACCUGAUUUUUCUGGCUCAUAAUUAUUCCAUUGUGAGCAAUCUAAGCUAUGCUUCAGGAAAGUAUGAAGAGGGGAGAUCCAGUAUAUAGUAAUCAUCUGGUCUCUACCUUUAAUGUGAAAUUCUCUUAUCUUUUUGGGUGAUGAGUCCGAUCUGAUCACUUCUGCUGAGAGAGAAACUCAAAGAAAUUGAAUAUUGACAGUGAAAUUGCAAAAAUGUUUACGUCGGUUUCAGUGUUCGAAAAUUUCUGCUCCUAUUUCAUUUUUUCAAAAGAAACCAAGCUAACAUCAUGAAUUGCAAUUUUCACAGAAUUUUUUUCACUAAGAGGAGAAAAGUCACCGAAGAUUUCAGGAAAUGAUGUUCAGUAGUUUUCCAUGUAGAAAAUAAAGUAUAACAGGAAAUGUGCAACGUCAAAAACAGAGGUACGCAUUUCUGCAGUUCCAUUACUGAUAUCUAGACUGCUAUGAAAAUUUUCCAGACAUUAUUUUGAAUGUAGGCACCAGUUUAGUUUUUCUUUUAGUAGGAAGGAUUCUCUAAUUUACAUAACAUCGAAAUUCUUGUGCAAGUUUUUGAAAUUAGUAAAGUGGAAUUUAAAACCGAUGACUGAAAUAUUUAUGGCACCCUAAACAGUUUUAAGUCUCAUUAAUAUCCAAUUAUUUCUCAGUGACUCGUGUUUAGGUAUAUUUUAAUGCUUUCUAAUUAAAAUUUAUUACAUAAUAGGCUGUCGAUAUUUUUUUAAAAUUUUAUUAAUAUGUAGCCAAUUAUUUUCCUUCACUCAGUAUUAAUGAUGGAUACCUACAUUGAAAAUUCGAAGUUAUUUUUAGUCUUAAGAGUAUGUAUUCAAACUUUAAAAAACCAUUCUUGAAUUGAUACAUCACAGGAUUCUAAAAAGUUGAUUUUUUACAUUAGUUUUUGGCAAAACGUAAAAUUAAUUUUACUGUAGCUGAUUGUGAGACUCUUAAAUGUGCAUUAAAAAGUUGUUGAUAAAUGCGGCUGUGUUCAGUUAAUGUGUAGUGCCGCGUAAGCAUUUUAAAAGCUUCUAACAUUAGAAUGUAUGCAUUUUCCAUGAGCCAUGGUGGUGUGCUUAUCAACAUAAUUUUAUUUAAGUUACUCAAGUUCUGAGUACCUCUGAGGUUCUCAUGUAAAUUUUUUUCUUCUUCUUCUUCUUUUUCGCUCAUGUGAAGCUUUUUAUCUGAGCCGAAACCAUAGGAAACCCUUUCAUUCCUAUGCUAGAUUCUGAAGGCGCAUGCCCCGCAAUGGGAAUUGGUUGCUAUGCAGACAAAUCGGAGUGCCCUUUGACAGAAAGUGCCUAAACUUUUAGUUCAGAUUUUCCUUGACAGAUAGACCUACAAGUAGGAAUACCUCUGAGUAGAGAUUGUGAGUAAUGAUAGAUUUUUUACCGAGAGGAUAUCGUAUCGCUGAACAUUGAUUCUGCGUUCAAGGGUAAUGAAAGGGGGCUUUCAUAAUUUCUCUCUUUUUAAAAAUAAUUACUCAGAGGUUUUCUAUAUUUAAAAAAAUUGUUACUAAAGAGGGAUUCAUUAUUGAAAAAACAAGCCAUGAAGGAUCUUUUGAAAUUCAAUUAAUUCUUGUGGCCGGUCAAAGAAUCCAUGACGUUAUUACAUACCGGCUGAGUGAAUUAUGGUGGCAAAAGAUUUCUCAAUGCGCGCUCUUGCAUGUUCAUGACUGUUUUCAGACACAGACAUAUUACUAGACCAGAGUGGAAGCUUCCACUUUCUGUGACUGAUGUUAUUUUUUUUUAAAACUAUUAACUAGGUACUCAACGGAUUAAGUCACAUUGUUAUCACUUUAGUUUUAGUUUACGUGCCAUAGAAUGUCUUAAAACGGGUUAGGCAAUGACAUUGAUAUUAUUGAAACAAAAGGUUUACCAAUUUUGAUACUGCUAUUUCCAACACCCGUCAUUCAGUUUUAAGUAUAGGAUCCCACAAACACAUCAAAAUUAUAUCUGAAAUCAGUGAGACUUUUGAUUUUUUAAAACAUUAUCUUCGUCAAUUAUUUAUUUAUUUUUUUUUUAAAUCAUAAAGGAAGGCUGUCAACUGCAGGUUUACUCUCUACAAUUUAUUGCCUCAAAUAUUAUUGGCAGACCGUACUUUGCGCCUGUUAUUCAUUUUUUAUUGACAAGUUUUCUGCCUCCUCCAGUUAUUGCUUUUGUUAAGUUUGUUUUUUUAUUACCUCUAUACAUACCAUUUAAUUUCAGUAGUUAAACACGAAUUAUAUCAAUAGGACAUAAGGCUGAGCUCGGAAUUCUCUAAAAAUUGUGGAACAAAGCAAAAAGCUUUCAUUCAUCUGGAAUGAAUGAAAUCGUAACCAAUCAUCCAAAUUAAUUAUUAUUGCUAUUUUUCGAUGGAGCAUGUAAUUUCUUUUCAUCCAUCAGUUUGUGUGAUUUGAAAUCUAAGAAUGUAAGAAAUCACUACUUAAGGAUUGUAUGGUACAAUUUUGUCCUGUUUUUAAUUGUCAGUUGUUUGUAGACUUGAUAAUCAUCGGUCAAAAUGCUUUGUUUUUUUUCAACUUUCUUUUAUAUUAUUCCGUCCAAUUACAAGUAACACUCUGUCCAUACUCACAUUCACUCUAUAAGAGAUACAAUGGCUUCCAUUCCUAGUCGGCUAGUUGAAUUAGCAUUUUUAUUCUAAAAUUGAUUGAUCUUUCGAAAGAAGCUCUUCUGUGAGCGAACUCUUGGGGGCGAUAAAAUGUAAAAUUUGUCAAGUUCAGCAUCACUACCUCUAAUUUUAGACCCUUAGAACACAAAAUCAAGAUUUCUGCAGGAGUGAUAUUGCGCAGAGAGCACAACCUGGGCAAUUGAAUAUUUUGACAUUUAGUAUUAUUUGUAACUGUUUUUUUCCCUUUCUUUCUUUCAAUGAGUUUAUUUCGCAGGUAUUGAAUAAAAUGUUUAGACUACCUAUCUAUAGCCAAUGGAGGUUUUAUUGAAAGUUUUGAAGGUUCCAAAUAAGUAUUUGUCAAUGUUAUCUUUGGAAUAGUCCUUGAGAAUGCAUGAAAACCUUGAAAUAGUUUGUCUAUUUUUGCUCUCUGACUUCAGUUGACACCUCUUAUUAUUGAAAUCAAAAAUAGAAAAUGUAAGCUUUAUACGGGUGAACCACAGCUGUUUCGCUCAAACUGUAGAUGGUUAAAGGAGUGUUAUUUUAUUUUACUCGCUCAUUUAUCUUAUGUUGGAAGUUCAAUUUCCUACUUUAGAGUGUUCGCAUUUAUUGAUAUUAAUUUUAAUCAAGUCUGAUAUUGUAUUUUUAAAAAUUCAGAAUAUUGAUUGGAAUAUACUCGUUUCGUUUCGUAUAAAAACAA
Molecule: messenger RNA, 7448 nt
Organism: Bemisia tabaci
Lineage: Eukaryota; Metazoa; Arthropoda; Insecta; Hemiptera; Aleyrodidae
Source: RefSeq, a predicted model, not a curated record